GACUAAUAUUUACUCAACUCAAGUCACAAAGCUGGGUAUUUUGAUUGUGUAACAAAUUUUCGUAAAUAAAUCAAAGGCACCACCAUGAAGAGAUUCCCACUAAAGACGAACAUGGCUCGGGCUAUUUUCCGAAAAUAUAGUGAAGGAAACCAGGGCUCUCCCAGCUCCACAAAUGUUCCACCUGCCUCUUCCCAACCUUCUGUACCGAACGUGCCAGGGUUGAGCAGCGCUUGCAUAGCUCCUGCGUCACAGCCUGUGGGCCCUGGAGUGGAGCCCAACAAGUCUGGCGCCUACAAAGUGCCAGAGUACUUCCAGUACAACAACAUGAGCUACUUCGAAGCGGAGAUCGAAAUGCUGAAAUACAGAUGCCCACAGCCGUCUGCGCUCAAGAAGUGAAUGUUUAAAAGACCUGCGACUUAGGUGUUUAUAUUAAAAAUAUUAGUUAAUUAAAUUAUCAAUUGUUAAUA
Molecule: messenger RNA, 467 nt
Organism: Plutella xylostella (diamondback moth)
Lineage: Eukaryota; Metazoa; Arthropoda; Insecta; Lepidoptera; Plutellidae
Gene: NdufV3
Product: NADH:ubiquinone oxidoreductase subunit V3
Cellular component (GO): respiratory chain complex I; mitochondrion
Source: RefSeq, a predicted model, not a curated record